AUGGAAACAACUACAUCGAUGGAUGUCGAGGAACAACAACCUUCGCCAACACCCAACAACGUUAAACACUUCGGUCUAAAAAAUUCCAUUCAAACCAAUUUCGGCGACGACUAUGUUUUCCAAAUAAUCCCAAAGGAUGAUUGGAGUGCAAUGGCGGUUUCACUGUCAACGAAUGCGGUGAAACUGUAUUCACCAGUGGUGGGUCAGUAUUAUGGGGAGUGCAAGGGUCACUCUGGAACUAUCAACCAGAUUUUGUUUUCGGGUCCUUCGAAUCCUCAUGUUCUUAGCUCGUGUUCUUCAGAUGGCACUAUCCGAGCUUGGGACACAAGAUCAUUUCAGCAGGUUUCUGUUCUCAAUGCCGGUCCUUCUCAAGAAGUCUUUAGUUUCUCUACUGGAGGGCCUAAUGGAAGUUUAGUUGCUGCCGGUUGUGAUUCGCAGGUACUGUUAUGGGAUUGGAGAAAUAACAAGCAAAUUGCUUGUCUAGAAGAUUCUCAUAUGGAUGAUGUAACUCAGGUUCAUUUUGUCCCUGAUGAACCAGGCAAGCUCAUUUCGGCUUCAGUAGAUGGGUUGAUCUGCAUAUUUGAUACCAGCGGAGAUAUCAAUGAUGAUGAUCAUCUAGAUUCAGUGAUUAAUGUGGGAACUUCAAUUGCCAAGGUGGGUUUUUUUGGAGAGAGUUAUCAAAAGCUUUGGUGUUUAACACAUAUUGAAACCGCAAGUAUCUGGGAUUGGAAAGAUGGUAGAAAUGAAGUAAACUUCUCAGAAGCUCGUACUUUAGCUUCUGAAAGUUGGAAUUUGGAUCAUGUUGACUAUUUUGUUGACUGUCACUACUCGAAAGAAGCUGAAAAACUAUGGUUGAUUGGUGGCACAAAUGCGGGUACAUUAGGUUAUUUUCCUGUAAAUUACAGUGGAACGGCAACAAUUGGAGCUGCAGAAGCAAUUCUUGAAGGUGGCCAUACAAGUGUUGUUAGAAGUGUUCUACCCAUGUCCAGAAUUCAUAGUGAACUUGGUAGUAGUAGUAGUAGUCGUCAUAGCUCAGGCAUUUUUGGAUGGACGGGUGGGGAAGAUGGAAGGCUAUGCUGUUGGUUGUCCGAUGAUUCCCCUCAAAAAAAUCAAUCUUGGAUUUCAAGUACAUUGGUUAUGAAACCAGAAAGAACUUGCAAGAAAAAUCGUCAUCAACCCUACUAA
Messenger RNA from Vicia faba (fava bean), 1185 nucleotides. The record is from the annotation of a GenBank genome assembly. NCBI's taxonomy places the organism in Eukaryota, Viridiplantae, Streptophyta, Magnoliopsida, Fabales, Fabaceae.